AUGCGCAGAAACAUUAUUGAAUUUCCUUCUAAGAAGGACGCUUAGGAUCUCAAAAAGAGCAUUCUUGAUUUUUAUAAGAAAAAGCCAAGCACUUUCUGCUUUUCAUACGAAUGGAUGCUUGGUAUUGUUCAGCCAAAAACUGAAUCAGAUUACAUUCAAAAUUUAUUUAGAUUCUCUACUCAAGGAAUCGUGCGUAGAUGCGAAACCUACCUUAAAAAAUCAAUUAUUCAUGGCAAUAAAGAAUUUAUUUUGCGCUUAGAAAGUUUUGGUGAUUCUAAGAAGACUCGUAUGUUUGCAGGUGUAAACCCAUUAGCAUAUGCAUUUGGAAAGAUUAUGUUGGAUUAUGUUUACUUGUUCAUAGAAGAAAAAAGCGAAGAGGCCAAAGAAAAGAUGAAAAACAAAAUCGAAAAGUAAAUCUAAAAAGAAAGAUAUUAUUCUGCUAUGCAAAACAUCUUAGCUUAUGAAAAUAUUUUCAACCAGAAACUAGAUGAAAACAAGAAAACUUGUGAAUAAAAUAUCUAAAAAUAAAAGUAGAAUCUUAGUAGUAUAUAACAAAGUAUUAAGAAUAUGCAAAUUAAUACUGCCAACACUACUUAAACCACUAACUCAAAGUCUACUUCACAAUCAUCCGAAAAGCCAAAAUAAUAAGAAAAAGACUCUAAAGAUAAAAAGACAACAGCAGCAGCAUCAUCAAAGAAUGAGAAUAAAAAAGAACAAAAAAAUGGUAAAGUCAAUCCUAAGGACGUAGAAGAAGACAUUGAAGAAGAAGAAGAUUUUGAAGAUGUUGAUGAAUUAUCUGAAAACGAGGAUGAAGAUGAUGAUGCCCACUACUUGUAAGAACAUGUUACAAAUUACGAUGAUAUGGAAGAAGAAGAAGACUCAGAUGAUGACUUAGAGUUAUUAGGAGAUGAAGAUGAUGAAGAAGAGGAAGAAGAUGAUGAUGAGGACGAAGAAGAAGAAGAGGAUGAAAUGGAUGAAGAGGAAGAAGAAAGAUUGAUACAAGAAUAAAUAUAAUUAAUCAAGAAACGUAAUAAAGAAGAAAAACUUUAAAAGUAAUAAGAAUAAUAAGGUAAAGAGAAUCAACAAAAAGAAAACUAAAAGAAAGUCCAAUAAAACUCUAAAGUCCCUGAAAAAACUAAAAAUAUUUCAAAAUAAAAAAACAAUAAUCACAAUAACAAUAAAAAUAAUGGUAAUAACAACCACAAUAACAACAAAAUGUAGUAGAGUUAAUUCAAUAACAAGAAAAACAAUAAGAAUUUUAAAAACAAAUAAAACAAUAACCAUUCAAAAAAUAAACAUAAUCAAAAAUAAAAAAGAAAGUGA
Tetrahymena thermophila SB210 is the source of this 1323-nucleotide messenger RNA. RefSeq lists its product as hypothetical. The transcript has a single exon. NCBI's taxonomy places the organism in Eukaryota, Ciliophora, Oligohymenophorea, Hymenostomatida, Tetrahymenidae. The record is from RefSeq and is a predicted model, not a curated record.